Messenger RNA from Limanda limanda (common dab), 1815 nucleotides. It is a transcript of the gene buc, whose product is annotated as bucky ball. Lineage: Eukaryota; Metazoa; Chordata; Actinopteri; Pleuronectiformes; Pleuronectidae. The record is from RefSeq and is a predicted model, not a curated record. Bases 1 to 1815 code for a protein of 604 amino acids. The transcript has 6 exons.
AUGGAGGAUGGAAACAAACAGCCACACACAUUUGGGAAUGGACCGCAGAGAACUCACCACCCAAGACCUUUCUUCUACGUCCAGCCUCCAUCUCAACCUUAUUACGUCUACCAGCACUGGCAGCUGAACAACCCUUACAGUCACUAUGGUUUGCCUGGAGGUUUUAAUUACAACCGUCCCUGCAUGCCUCCCUACCAGUACAUGCAGUACCCCGGCUACGGUUACCCACAGGCUCCCAUGUAUCCGGUUGACAACAGGCGCAUGUUUGAGCCUCGGUUCCACGCCCCCCCCUGGAGCCAGCAGCCUUACUCACAACCUCACAUGCAUCGAGAGAUGGCCUGCUCAGAGGCCCAGACGGACCCCAGCGAUGCUAUAACCAAGCUGAUCGAGUGCCUGGAUAAAAUCCGAGCCAACGAGCUGCAGGGCGCCGAGAGAGAACUGGACUCUGGUGUCGCCUCCCAAUCCUCGGGCAUGUUUUCUCCGGGGGAAGAGAAGAAGAGUGAAGGUCAGGGUCACGUCCUGACUCCAGGGCCGGAUGACAGUCCUGCCGUGACCUUCAGUGACUCCACAACAGCCGUGUACGAUGCGGAGUCCAGCCACAGGAGCCUGGACGCCCUGAGCCCUCAGGGAUGCUGGUCAGGAGCCUUGGAGGAAGAUCUGCCCCUCGACAGCUCCUCUGUCCAUGAAGACUGCCCAGAGCUGGAGCAGCUGGUGGAGGAUCAACACUUUCCCCCCCUGGAGAGCGAAGAGGUCACAGAUAUCCAGUCAGAUGUCUUUGUGACUGAUCCAAGCGUUCCCAGAUGUGAGGUUGAAGAUCUCCUGAAGUCGUCACUAGCGCCUUCCUUCUCCAGUCAGCCUGUCCUCAAGGAACCUAAGAGCAGCGACACCGCCUCCAAGUCAGAACAUCAGGCAGCUUCUCGAGAUGAAGCCAAAUCAGAUGCAAGCUACCAGAUCCUCAGGUUGCCCUUUGAGAGCAUUUUGACGCCUGGAGCUGCCGGCGCCGGCCGCCUCUCCUCCCCUGCAGCUCCCUACUUCUACAACUACCUCUCCAUGCAGAGCACGCACGAGCGCAUGAGCGUCCUCAGUCCGUCUCUGGACGAGCUGUCCUCCAGGGACGAGAUGUUCUCCACAGAUCUGGACGACGUGGAGCUUUACCCCAAACACGUGUACUCGGGCCGGAGGCUGGCGGAGGUCGUGGGUGCGUCGCCUCAAGAAGUAGAAGAAGUGUGGCUGCCGGGUUCCAAGAGGUUCAUGUGCGCCUGCUGUGGGAGAAACCUGGCAAAGGGUGCAGGUCGUAACAAAGGCCAAAGCUCCACGGUGUACAGAGACGAAGCCGGGGACUCUGAGGAGGAAGGCAGGUAUGGAAGAGGCUGUGAGCAGCCGGUCCGGGUGGUGGUGAGGAAGCAUUCUGCACCCAGGAAGCCUCACGCUGUCCCACCGAGACUUCCAGCAAAACCCUGGUAUAAAAGAAACCAGUACAAAGACGCCUCGCAUCCAUUCGACCAGGACGGAGGUCACGACCUCUGCAAGCAGGACGCAGCUGGGGGGGAGCUCGGAGCCGUGACUGGCAGCGAGCUGCAGUUCAGAACAUGUGAGGAGCGAGUCUGCAGAGAAGAUCUGACCACAGAGAAGAGCAGGUGGGCGGAGGGAGAGGUGAUUCCCAGGAGGAGACAAGGAGCCGCUCUGCCACGACAAGAGAUGAGUUCUCAGAGGAAAGUGAUGUACCAGCGGCCGAGAGACGAGGACAACGACGACGAGCCGCCUCCGCUGCACUGGGAGAGAGGCUCGACCAUGAGAGGAGAACCAAGAUGUUAA